GAGGUCGGAAUUUCCGGCAAAUAUGGCACCCGAUACAGCUCCUCCCUGAGAAAGCAGUGCAAGCGAGUUGAGAUCGGUCAGCACGCUCGCUAUCCUUGCACUUUCUGCGACAGAAACACCGCCAAGCGAGUUGCUUUUGGCAUCUGGAAGUGCCACGGCCAAGGGUGUGUUAAAGUUUUGAGCGGCGGCGCUUACCUGCUCGCUACGCCUGCCGCCGUCACUGCCAGAUCGACGCUUCGACGUCUGCGCGACAUCGCGUCUGUCCAGACAGGCCGAGCUUAG
This is a messenger RNA of Neurospora tetraspora, 282 nucleotides long. Its product is annotated as 60S ribosomal protein L37a. The transcript is spliced from 4 exons. Gene Ontology annotation, molecular function: structural constituent of ribosome. Lineage: Eukaryota; Fungi; Ascomycota; Sordariomycetes; Sordariales; Sordariaceae. The annotation marks the transcript as partial. Gene Ontology annotation, cellular component: ribosome. The record is from RefSeq and is a predicted model, not a curated record. Gene Ontology annotation, biological process: translation.